Messenger RNA from Lepisosteus oculatus (spotted gar), 2611 nucleotides. NCBI's taxonomy places the organism in Eukaryota, Metazoa, Chordata, Actinopteri, Semionotiformes, Lepisosteidae. The record is from RefSeq and is a predicted model, not a curated record.
AUGGCUGGUAGUCCAUUGAUCACUUCUUCUCCUGUCAAUUACAAGAAUCCAGUGGGAAGGACAGGUUUGGAGGGAAGUGGGUCAUUGUAUCAAUUAGGCCCUAACAAAGCCUUGGACCCUGUCAUUACAAGGUGGAAAGUGGAUAGUGAAGGGUCUAUCCUGGAAUUCAUAGCUGUCAGGAAUAAAAAAGAUGAGAUAUGGGCCUUUCCAGGGGGAAUUCUGCAACCAGGUGAAACGUUACCAGAGAGGUUGAAAGAAGUAGUGGGAAAGAAAUUGCAGGAGAAGAUUGAGAGUAUGCUCCAUUGUGGUAUCAAGGUGUAUCAAGGUUAUGUGGAUGACUGUAGAAACACAGACAAUGCCUGGGUGGAAACGACUGCUAUCAACAUACAUUUCAAUAAAAGUGACUCGGCACUGGAUGAUUUCAUUGGAAUGACGAGUUUCAGAGACAGCUCUUCAGGUCUGCUUGUCGAGUGGGAGGAUGUAUCUGACAGAAUUGCUCUGUGUGCAUACCAGAAGGACAUUCUACGGAUGGUCGCUGAGCUUCACAAUAUCCAGCUCUGAUAAAGAACAUGCAGAGGGAAUUUUAGACCAAAGACAAUGGGAGCACAUUACCAUCUCUAAAGCAAGGCCUUUAUUCUUGGAAUAAGAGCCUGAAGAGUGAAAAAUCCCAACAUUCUCCAAUGAUCUCUGUUGAUGAAACUAAUUAAUCUGCUACCAGGAUGGAGGUUUUUGGCUUUAACGGUGCUAGAUUAUAUCUGUCUAGUACCCUAAAGUCAUAAAACUCCAUUAGAGUUAACCAGAGCAUCUUGUACUGAUUUUAAAACAUACAGUAUGUAUAUAGGCUGAAAAACGCAUAUAUAUACCGUAGCCUCUAAAUUUUUUCAUACCCUUGAGAAACAUUUUCUAUAUUUUUUCUAUAUUAUAUGUUGCCCUGCAUAAGCAGCCAGGAGCUUGCUCUCAGAAGCUGGUCGGCACAGAAAUCAGAAACCUCCAAGGAGGUACUGGUUGCUGCUGUUCAGUGUUGGUGGCCAGUGAGUCUCACUCUUCCCCUUGGACAAGAAUUUCCAAACCAAUACUUCAAUAUGGUGACCAGGAACUGUGUUGUAGAAUUAUCUGUCCUUCAGAUGUGAUGUUAAACCAAACUCCUGGCUAUGUGGUUAUUUAAAAUGCCAUGACUCUGUUUGUAAGAUUAGCAGUUUCAAUGAGCCUAUUCAUUCAGAUUUGGUUGGUUUGAUCUGCAGCAAAGUAAGUGCAAGCAUUCAAGAGUAAGAUCUGCACUGGCUGUUUUCGAUCACACCUCUCUCUACAAAUAGGGAAUUAAUAUUGUUUAGGUCUAAUCUGCAAGUUCUGGGGCCAGACUAGUUUUAGGGUUAUUAUAAAAUAUUAUGAUUAUAAAUGGUUAAAAAAGGAACAGUGGGUUUGUUUUCCUUAUGGUUAAUGGUUAAAAUUGAAAAAAGGUUAGAUUUCUCUGAAGGUAGGGUUUGAAGAAGGAAGGAGCACAGCUCAGCUCUACUGUCACUUAAGCUUAGUAUUACGGAGGACUCGUGAGAAAAUAACAGGUUACAGACCAAGUCAGGGCAGGUGAUUUAUACCAGGGUUGGUUCAGCCUCAGUCCUGGUUUCAUAAUUUUCCUCAUAGAUUUUUUAUUAAAGGGUGCAAAGACCCUACCAACAGGAGGUUUAUAUGCAGAGGUCUUCCAACUCCAUAUUAUCCGUUUAGAGGGACCUGCCAGAUCGUGUUAACUGUGGUGUCCUGUUUAAUUCCUUUGUAGGCUUGCACUGUCUGACCCCAUAACACCAGAAACAUCUCCUAGACCUGUGACAAGUAGUUUUCAUCUGGAAAUGUCUGCUAAUGGCUGCCCAGAGGUGAUGACUCUGCCAUACGUGAAAACCACACACUGUUGCACACUGCACACUGUUGAACACUAAACAUUUACAAGAUGUUCUUGGUGCUAUGACAUGUAGAAACAAAGUUAAAAGGCUUUACCAAAAACAAAAUAAAUCACACUUGGGCCAUGUCUAGACAUAUCCAACAGUACUCUGCCUAAGCAUAUGCUGACUCCUAGCCACAUUCACUUGGGCUACUCAAGACUGGUCCAACCAAUUUUACUGAUCCGCUAAUUAAAACCAUGUGUACCUUCAAAUAUAUCAUUUAUAUUAUUAUUCAGUUUUGUACAACAGAAGAACUACCAACCUAUUGUAAGUUUGAUUGGGGAGCUUUGUAAGUGUGCAUUGGCUGCAAAGGGACAAGUAAAGUUAAUUUGCACACUCCAUCCCAAGUAGAAAGAAAAAAACUGGUUAAGAAGGCUCAACAGCCAAAUUGUUGUGUUUCUUCUUUCUCGUUUUUAGUGUAGAAUUGACCUUUACUUGAGCUGUUUACAAAUACAGGGUCGUUGUAGCUGUCCACCUAUCAGCCACUAGUGGCAACCCCAUUUGUCACUGCAUACCUCGACAGGGCAAUCCAUAACAAGGGUACAGCAUAAACAAGUUUCACUGUUGUGUAUUUAGAGAGUAUUUUGUGUAAUUAUUUUUUACAGUUAUUUAUGUGCUCAGAACUUCUUUCACACACUUUUAUCACAUUUUAAUUAAUAAAAUGUUUAUAUACAUCUUCA